This is a messenger RNA of Opisthorchis viverrini, 990 nucleotides long. RefSeq lists its product as hypothetical. The transcript is spliced from 5 exons. Lineage: Eukaryota; Metazoa; Platyhelminthes; Trematoda; Opisthorchiida; Opisthorchiidae. Gene Ontology annotation, biological process: proteolysis. Gene Ontology annotation, molecular function: aspartic-type endopeptidase activity. The coding region runs from base 58 to 990 and encodes 310 amino acids. The record is from RefSeq and is a predicted model, not a curated record.
AGGUAUUUUUAUUACGGAAUUUUUGGCGUAGGGUCCCCUCCACGCUAUUUCAAAUUAAUGUUGGAUACCGGAUCACCAAUUUUGUGGGUGCCGAGUGUGAGGCUAGAGCAAGAGCGACCGAUGCUCAAGACCUCGUACGACCCGUUUGCAUCGAUGUCACACGUAUUCACGUAUAAAACAGUUUCCCUUCGAUACGGGAAUUACAAAGCCGAUGGCGAUAUUUUUUCUGAUCUUGUAAGUGAGUCACUGCCCGAUAGAUCGCUACAAAUCAAUCGUCAGCUUAAGGGACGUUCAUUUCGCACGGAGUUUUCUGCGGUGAACUCCAUAGAGGGCAGCGUGGCGCAACUGUACACAGUUGACGGUCUCUUUGGCCUUUCGCUCAAACAGUUUCACCCAGAGAUGCAGGCAACUCCACUGGAUGAUAUGGUCUCCCAAAAUGUGAUUCCACGGCGCCAGUUUACUUUCGUCUUUCAAAAAGACGGAUCAUCUGGAACGGUCAUAUUUGGAGACUUCACAAAGAAACAUAUUCCGGGUACCGUAAACUAUGUUCCUGUAAUUUGGAACGCUGGAAGAAAACACGAAUGGAUAAUCAAGAUUACAAGUAUUACGUUGGAAGAUGAUGGCAACAUCCUAGCAGCGGACCUUUCGGCACUGAUUGACACCGGGGCCUUCAGAACAUAUCUACCGAUAUCAUUUAGGAAUAAUCUUUUUGCCGGCGUUUGGAAACAAAUGGACUUGGGCAAUAACGUCGUACGAUGCGACGCGAGGAGUCGAAUGCCAACCCUCCUGGUAAAUCUGGAAGGCCACCAACUAAAAUGGGAACCAAACCAAUACAUUGAGCAGCUUGAAAUAGGACAUUGUCGGUCACUGGUCGAGGGUGCGGAACUACGGUUGACAUACGACGCAAUCGUUGGUCUCUCGUUUCUGCGGCAUUUCUCCGUGGUGUACGACGUAGACAAUGAACGAAUCGGAUUCGCCGAACCGAUUUGA